ACUCUAUGGUUGUUCUGCAAGUUUAAAGCAAGGGUUUUCUCCUACAAACAAUUUUUUAACGCUGUUUCUUGUUAUAGAUUUGAUCGUAAUAGUGAUUGAUAUUACUAAAAAAAAUACAAUAGUAAUUUCUCGUAAAAAAAUAUAAUUUUCAUUGAUAGUUAAAUCGGAAUUUUGACAUUUUGUUGCUGUUCUAGUUACUCGUGCAAAUGGAUGAUUCUGUAACUUCACCAGGUCAUAAAAUGGCAGAUUCGGCGUCCGAAAGUGACUCCAGUUCACUUGACGGUGGCGCAAUGCUUCCUCCGAGUACUGUUUCUCGUGAUCAACUACAGAAAAGAAUUGAAUCUCUACAGCAACAAAAUAGAGUUUUGAAAGUGGAGUUAGAUACUUACAAACUUCGUGUGAAAGCUUUGCAAGAAGAAAACCGGUCUUUGAGACAAGCAUCAGUUUCAAUUCAAGCAAAAGCUGAACAAGAGGAAGAAUAUAUAUCUAAUACAUUGCUGAAAAAAAUACAGGCUUUAAAGAAAGAAAAAGAGACAUUAGCACAUCACUAUGAGCGUGAAGAGGAAUGCCUUACUAAUGAUUUAUCAAGAAAAUUAAAUCAGUUGAGACAAGAAAAAUGUCGUCUUGAACAAACAUUGGAACAAGAGCAGGAAUGUUUGGUAAAUAAAUUGAUGAGAAAAAUAGAAAAACUUGAGGCUGAGACUCUUGCAAAGCAAACGAAUUUGGAAAGACUGCGUAGAGAAAAGGUUGAAUUAGAGAAUACAUUAGAACAAGAGCAAGAAGCGCUUGUGAAUAGACUUUGGAAGCGAAUGGACAAGCUAGAGGCUGAAAAACGUUCGCUGCAGAUAAGAUUGGAUCAACCAGUUUCCGAUCCCGCAAGUCCUAGGGACAUUAGUAAUGGUGACACAGCAUCUAAUCUCAGCAAUCACAUCCAGACCCUUCGUUCUGAGGUCGUCAAAUUAAGAAAUCAGUUGGCGGUGUCACAGAAUGAAAAUAAAGAGAAGAUGCAUCGGUUUGCUUUAGAAGAAAAACACAUUAGGGAAGAAAAUAUGCGUUUGCAAAGGAAACUCCAGCAAGAGGUGGAACGCCGCGAGGCGCUAUGUCGCCAUCUGUCCGAGAGCGAGUCCUCGCUGGAGAUGGAAGAAGAAAGGCAAUUUAAUGAAACUUUCGGCGCGGUCACGCAGCGUGUCGUCGCCGGGCGGGUCGCGCCCGCUGUCGCCAUACGCCUCCCCCCUGCUACCCAGCGGGGCCGGUUUGCGCCCGGGACUACACCUCAAUGCACAGGGUCGUCGUCCGAGCGACAGGUUCGUGAAGCCAGCGGUGCCGGCGGGCGCGCCGCUGCCGGGGCGGGAAGUGGGGGGGCCGGCGCCGCCCUCGCUACUCCAGCCCGCCAGUCCCAUGGACACCUCCUCGAAAGACUAAACGCGCCGUAUGAUGCGGGACGUCACGCGUCUACAAACGCGAAGAAACCACAAUCCUCCUCGAGCCUGAUUCCUACCGCGUUGUCCCGCCUCGCUUCGACCUCGAUUGAUAUUGAUCGCGAUAAACGUAAACUCAUUUGCUGACUUGUGACGUUUCGAACAGCGCUGCCCGUUUGAAGGCGCGAAUUUAAAUUGCUCACUGCCCGCGUCGAUCGCGAAUCCGCUUUAUAUUUACAUAUUUCUUUGAAAGUACAUAUACGUUGUUCGUUUAAACUUCUUCUUCUUAGUCGCGUUUCGAAUUUAUAAAUUUGUAUUGAAAUAUAAAUCGAAUAAAAAUAUGAAACGUCAAUUUCCCAUUUAUUAAUUCGCUUGGAGCUUUAUUAUUAUACCCUAUGAAUGACAAAAUUCUGAUUUCAGAAUAUAUGUAUAAUCCAUUUUUGUGUAAAAUUUGUCAAUUUUUAUGCGUUGGCCACGAUUGGUGAAAUUAUUCAAAAACGAUAAUUUGUAAUAAAAAAUACACGUGAUGAAGACUCCAUGGUCGCCUUUUUUUCAAUGGAAAUGUUGAUAAAUUAUUAGAACUGUUCGUAAUUUAUGAAAUACACUUAAUAAAUAAAAAUAAAGAUAUUUUACGGUAUUGCUUUCUAAAACAUGAUUGCUUCUGAGACACGUAGCUUAAUUAAGGUUAUAAGGCAGCUUAGAGUAUUUUGGGCGGAAAAAAUAAAAAAUUACAUUAAAAUGUAAUUUAAUAUAUCAGUUUCUGUUUUAAAUUGUAAAUAAAAGACUAUCAUGUUAAUUAAAAUCCUCCACUGAAUACUGAGGUAUAGGAGUAAGUCUUCAUUAACUUUGACACAUUAUAACGGACAGUGUAGUAAAAAAAAUCGGUCAAAUAUAAAUUAAGUAGUGUUAAAUUGCAGACAAUGUAACAUACAACAUAAUAAAAAUGACCUGAAGCGCGAGAUCCAUGGUUCAGAUUCAGGACAUACUCCGACAUGUAUUGUAAAUAUCCAUACUAAUCAAUGUAUAUAACGCGAAAGUGAGUUGGUUUGUUUGUUACGCUUUCACCUCUUAAGUACGCAACCAAUUAUCAUUACAUUCGGCAUAUGUGUACGGUUACAGAAAAGGGCACAGUUAUCUAUCAUCUAGAAAAAAAAUUUAUGGAGACACGGGUAGUAGAAAAGCUAGUAAUUAAAUAUUCAUGAUCUAAUAAUGAUAAUUGGAAUGAAGUUUCUUAAUUCAGCUUGCUCUUGGAGUUGAUAAAAAUCGUUACGUAAGAGAAAAACGUUACGGCCCGCCGUGUGACUUUCUGUCCCCUUCUAUCUCUAUCUCUGUCCCUUUCUAUUUUGCGCUUGUUUGUGCGUGCUAGUAUCGAGGUCGGAGCAGACGAGCAUUAUGCACGGCCGAUUGUGUAUGUACCCUCAAUAUUAAAUUUGAUAUUUCGUUGUUGCAAAUUUAAAAUCUCUUAUGUGAAAUUUUGCGCCAAAAACUAUCAACGACUAUCAAAUAAAUUAUCAUAUAAUUAUUGUGAAAGCUAUUCUUUGCUGAGUAUAGGUAAUACUCAGCAAAAACUCCCAUGUGCAUAUCACAAUAUUUCACUUUAUUACGCGUCAAUCUUAAAAAAACCCUAAGUGUUAGUUUGCAUUUUAUUGUAGAUCAAAGUAUUCUGAUAUAUGUGCAAAAAUAUUGAAUUUUUUUUUCAGUAGGUAGUUUUAUUACAUUUUCUCGAAAACUACAUUUAUACACAUAAGAGAUUUCAAAUUUGCA
This is a messenger RNA of Bombyx mandarina (wild silkworm), 3182 nucleotides long. RefSeq names its product coiled-coil domain-containing protein 6. Lineage: Eukaryota; Metazoa; Arthropoda; Insecta; Lepidoptera; Bombycidae. The record is from RefSeq and is a predicted model, not a curated record.